Messenger RNA from Notechis scutatus (mainland tiger snake), 909 nucleotides. The record is from RefSeq and is a predicted model, not a curated record. NCBI's taxonomy places the organism in Eukaryota, Metazoa, Chordata, Lepidosauria, Squamata, Elapidae.
AUGUCAUUUGAGAUAAAACUGCAAGAAGAAAAUAUAAAAAUAAAGAAUGAAUUGGAAGACUUAAGAAGCCAAUAUGAACAGCUUAUAGAAGAAGGAAAGAACAAAUGUUUGGAUGAAAGACGGGUCAGUUUUUUAAAGGCUCAAGUACUACAGCUGGAAAGGCAGGUGGUGCUGCUUACAGAAGGAUUAAAUUCCCGAGCUGUUCUUAUGUUGGAGUUAAACACAUCUUUAGAAGCUCUUAUUGACAAGGUUAGGUCUUUCCUUAGCACAGAAGGAACUGCAUCGAAAGUAAUCAUUCCACAUCCAGAACUUCUUCAAAUUAUUGAGAUGUGCCAGGCAAUGAGAUACAAACUGCAGAGAAAUCAGCAGGUUUCUGAUCUGUCAAAACUUGCAUUGCCUUGGACACCUGGAGGGAAUCUUGUUGUCCAGCCGAUAACCCUUUUGGAUGUUUGUUAUGGCAAAAUAGAAAAUUUAAAUCUUAGAUACGUGAGUGCUCUUGAAGGAAAACUGAGCAAGUUGUGGAGACACCUGCUUGCCAUGAGGCAAAAUCUGAGUUUCUUGCUUGCCCCAGGACAAGUGUCUUCUGAAACAGCUCAUCGGAUUCUACCAACAGUUGUUUAUGCUCGGCUGAUAAAUCAAGUAGUUAAGUGUCAUCAGGCUGUGGAGGAAUGUUGCAGUGAUUUGCUCACUUUGACACUUCUGGUACCUUCAGCUCCUUGGGAUGUUUUAGAAAAUUCUUUGAGCCAGGAGUUCACUGUGGAGAAUGUGCUUGCAAUACUUCCAGCAUUUCCCAAGGGUGCCCCUCAGCAGCGGGCUAAGAGAGCAGUAGACGCCUUUGUAAAAGCUCAGAAUUAUUCCAGGCAAAUGUCAAUGCAGCAGGUAGUCCUCAACUUAAGACCAGUCAUUUAG